AUGUCAAACUUCGUAGCCCCAGAAGUCAAAACGUUUACGGCUUGGGACUAUGCUGUUUUUGCGGCACUCUUUUUAGUGUGUGCUAGCAUUGGAGUCUUUUUCGCUGUCAAAGAGAGGAAGAAGAAAACUUCAAAGGAAUUUUUGGUGGGUGGUAGGCAGAUGACAUGUGGACCAAUAGCUUUCUCUCUGACAUCAAGCUUCAUGUCAGCAGUAACAGUCCUGGGGACACCCUCUGAAGUCUAUCGCUAUGGGGCAUCCUUUGUGCUGUUCUUCCUUUCCUACGCGCUUGUCAUCAUUUUCACUGCCGAACUUUUUCUACCUGUGUUUUACAGAUCUGGCAUUACAAGCACUUAUGAGUAUUUGGAGUUAAGAUUUAACAAGAUUGUUCGCCUUGCUGCAACAUUGAUCUAUGUCCUGCAGACGGUCCUUUACACAGGAAUAGUGGUUUAUGCUCCAUCCCUGGCUCUUAACCAAGUCACUGGAUUUGAUCUCUGGGGCUCUGUAGUUGCAACAGGAUUUGUCUGCACUUUCUAUUGCACACUGGGAGGACUAAAAGCUGUUGUCUGGACAGAUGCAUUUCAAAUGAUUGUCAUGGUGGCUGGCUUUGUGACUGUUUUGAUUCGAGGAACUACGCUGAGUGGUGGAUCAGCUAAGGUCUGGGAAACUGCCUAUGAAGGAUCACGACUGAACAUAUUUGACUUUGACAUUGAUCCUUUGAGGCGACAUACCUUCUGGACAAUUGUUAUUGGGGGAACAUUUACAUGGCUUGGCAUCUAUGGAGUUAAUCAGUCCACAAUACAGAGAUGCAUUUCUUGCAAAUCAGAAAGGCAUGCUAAGAUGGCACUUUACCUGAAUUUACUGGGACUUUGGACAGUCCUGGGGUGUGCAGUAUUUUGUGGUUUGGUGAUGUACUCUCAUUACAGGAGUUGUGACCCUUGGACUGCUGCUUUCAUUUCAGCACCUGAUCAGCUCAUGCCCUACUUUGUUAUGGAUAUUUUUUCUUCGAUGCCAGGAGUCCCAGGACUGUUUGUUGCCUGUGCGUUCAGCGGGACACUAAGCACAGUAGCUGCCAGCAUCAAUGCUUUAGCAACUGUUACCUUUGAAGACCUGGUCAAGAAAGGUUUCCCAAACCUCUCUGAGAGGAUGAGCACCUGGAUCAGCAAAGGCUUAUGUAUACUAUAUGGAGUCCUGUGCACUUCAAUGGCUGCAGCAGCAUCUCUGCUGGGAGGAGUUGUGCAGGCUUCCCUCUCUAUCCAUGGGAUGUGUGGGGGGCCCAUGCUGGGAUUAUUUACCUUGGGCAUUGUGUUUCCUUGGGCUAACUGGAAGGGUGCCGUUGGAGGCCUCUUAGCUGGAAUCACCUUAGCAUUUUGGACUGGCACUGGAUCAUUCAUUUACCCUGCACCCCCAACAAAGUCCAUUCCCUUAGAGCUGUCGACUCUCAACUGCACACUGGCUAACAGCACCGAGGUGCUGACCACGGUGGCUACCACGGCAGCUCCAGACAGGCCUUUGCUGGCAGACACCUGGUACUCCCUGUCCUACCUGUACUUCAGUGCCAUUGGCUGCCUAGGCUGUGCCAUCACAGGGUUGUUGAUAAGCUUUAUAACAGGACCUAGUAAAGGUGAAGAUAUCCCACCAGGGUUAAUUAAGCCAGUCUGCAACCUGUUCUGCUUUUGGUCAGAAAGCCUCAAGACCUCCCUGUGGUGCGGCGUGCGACACGACAGGCAGGAGGUUGACUUUGAAAAAAAUCUGCCUAAUGUUAUUGCAAAUAAAACUGGAAGAGAUGACACCCUCAAAAAUAUCAACAGAGACCACAAAUGCCAGUUCCCUGGUUACAAUCCUGAGGAAAAAUCCUAUACUAAUAUGACCAGAGAAUCUCACCUCUAG
Molecule: messenger RNA, 1887 nt
Organism: Indicator indicator
Lineage: Eukaryota; Metazoa; Chordata; Aves; Piciformes; Indicatoridae
Gene: SLC5A12
Product: solute carrier family 5 member 12
Exons: 15
Coding region: 1-1887 (628 amino acids)
Biological process (GO): sodium ion transport; transmembrane transport
Cellular component (GO): membrane
Molecular function (GO): symporter activity; lactate transmembrane transporter activity
Source: RefSeq, a predicted model, not a curated record